ACAAUCGUCGAUUCUUCGUUGCUUUGUUUAGCGGUUAAAACCUUGAACUUAAACCCUAGACGUUGAGGUUUUAUAUGCUUUCGACAUAACUCCUUACAGAGUUAGAUUAUGUUCUACGAACACCUAAAUUUAGCUUCUGUUUUUUGGUUUUGGUAAAAUUUAAUUCUUUAUCCUUUCAAUUUAACAGCGGCAUUUCUGUUUAAAAUAAAGGAUCCAAUAUGUCCGAAAAUAAACCUCAAUCGGAUUCGAUUCAAAAUCCUAGAGUGACAUGGGAAGGUUGCAGCGUAUUGCUCGACAUCAACGACGGCGAUCGCCUUGUUUUCGCUCGACUCUCUGCCGGCUCGACCUUGAAAAUUGGGAAUAAGACAUGCUCUUUGCAGCCAUUGAUAGGAUGUCCUUUUGGUUCUCUGUUUCAAGUUGAAAGCGGAAAGGAAAAGCCUUACCUUUCCCGCUAUAUUCCCUCCACCGAAGUUCAAGAUGAAGGAGGUUGUCUAUUAAAAGAAGAAUCCCGAGACAAUCGAGCAAUAAUUGAUAACAAUGAAGCCCAAAGCCUCACCGGUGAAGAUAUAGAUGCGAUGCGGAGACAGGGGGCAACAGGAAACGAAAUUGUAGAGGCUCUCAUUGCUAACAGUGCAACAUUUGAAAAGAAAACACAGUUCUCACAGGAAAAAUAUAGGCUUAAGAAGCAGAAGAAAUAUGCACCCAGAGUACUUCUAAGACGUCCCUUUUCUCGAAGUAUAUGUGAGGCAUACUUCAAGAAAUAUCCAGCUCGAAUUGGAUUUUUGCGAGUGGAUGCUUUAUCUCUGUUGAUUUCAAUGGCUAAUGUUACUGCAAAUUCAGAUGUCCUUGUAGUGGAUAUGGUUGGUGGACUUCUUACCGGUGCCGUGGCAGAGCGUUUAGGAGGUACAGGUAGUUUGUGCAAUACUUAUCCUGGAGGUACACCCUAUCCUAUGGAGAUAAUAAGGAUGUUCAACUUCAAUAAUGAAAUUUGCAAGAGAAUUUUUCGGUGUUCACUCAAAGACCUUUGUUCAGCCCAAAAUGGAACUGAUGAGCAAGUUGGCCAACUAAAAGAUGUCUCUACAGUGGAGAGUCAAUCUAAUGAGCAAACAUCCUUAUCAGUUAGCACGGAAGAAGUUCAUCUUUCAUCAGAAAAUGAUGUUGCAGACCUUGUUCCUGAGAAUGAACUUUCUGCAGUAAGCAAAACUUGCAAAGCCCCAAAAGCUGGAGACAAGGCACCGAAAGAAGCCAUUCAGUUAUGGAAAGAAAAUGGUUUCUCUAGCCUAAUUAUUGCUGCGCCAGAGCAGGAUGCUUGGAGCUUAGUUAAGGAUUUGCUGCCCCUUCUAUCAUACUCAGCUCCUUUUGCAAUCUAUCACCAGUAUCUGCAGCCUCUUGCGACAUGCAUGCACAAUCUGCAACUUGAGAAAAUGGCAAUUGGGUUACAAAUUUCAGAACCUUGGUUACGCGAAUAUCAGGUUCUUCCAUCAAGAACCCAUCCCUGCAUGCAGAUGAGUGGAUCUGGGGGCUACAUUCUAAGCGGUACUAGGACAUUUACAAGCCAAUCCUAGUUCCUAAAAUUACAGAGAAAGGAAAGUGGAGAAUGUCCUAAUGUGAUGUAUCUACUCUAACCCCUUAAAGAUCAUUAAUGGAAGCUGAUGACGUAGCUAUCAACCAACCGGAUUGCGACAUGUGGUCGAAUAAAUAUCAUGCCACCUGUUGAGACCUUCUUCAAUUGUACACGUUGCCACAGACAUGGCACCACGCGGCACACCAUUUCCAUCUGGUUUCAAAUUCAAAGUUUUGGAAAUGCAAAUUGUACUCUUCUUUAUCUUUAUUUGUAACUAUACCAAUUCGUUGUUGUGAUAAAAGUUAGUGAUGUAAACUACUUUAAAGUUGAAUUUAUUAGACAAAUUUCCAGUUUCAGUUACAGUUGUUGAUUUUUUUUUAAUGAAACAGCUCACACAUUUUGUGAUGUCAAAAA
Messenger RNA from Theobroma umbraticum, 1978 nucleotides. RefSeq names its product eukaryotic initiation factor 3 gamma subunit family protein. Gene Ontology annotation, biological process: tRNA methylation. The record is from RefSeq and is a predicted model, not a curated record. Lineage: Eukaryota; Viridiplantae; Streptophyta; Magnoliopsida; Malvales; Malvaceae. Gene Ontology annotation, cellular component: nucleus; tRNA (m1A) methyltransferase complex.